CGCAAUCCUAAACAGCAUGAAUGGCACCUAGGUAUACUUGAAGUACCUCCUAACCCAAUCACCAGAGCGCCCUCGUACAGGCGUCAUGCGCCCAUCUGCCCUGCGCUCAGCGCUCUUGUACCCCACAUGCAGGCCGACACUUUGGAGCAUCCAAAGCGUACCGCGCAUAGCGCGCUGUCAGUCGACCUCUACGGCCACUCUCAGCCCACGAUGGCUCUCCGACGUGAAGACGCGAAUCGGCAAGUGCAUCAUGUUUGGCAUAAGCCCUGCUCAGACGCAGGAAGCUGGUUCGAUAUUACAAGAGAUGGCUGUGGAUUGGAGGGAACUGGUAGCUGGCAGCGAGGGCUUUCUCACGGGGAUGCAGUACAGGGGACUCUAUCGGCAGGAGGUGGUAUGGGGUGAGAUGGACAGCAUGGGCCACGUUAACAACGUCAUGUACAAUCGCUAUGCCGAAUCAGCCCGAUGCACCUGGACGCUCAACUUUGCGGCGAGUGAUGCUGUGCACAAGGCGGAGUGGAUGGAGCUCAUGACACCAAAGCACAUUGGUCUUAUCUUACGGAGCAUUAAAACGGACUACAAGUUUCCAAUGAAAUGGCCCGACAGGGUAACGGUGCUGCAUAAGCUGAGAAACAAGCCGACGACGGACACGGAUCACUUCAUUCUCGAUGUUUUGAUCCUGUCCGAGGUGCACCGCCGUGCAGCUGCGCGGUGCAUCGAGGAUAUCGUCGUCUAUGACUACCAAAAAGCACAAAAGUGUCGGCUCAAGCCCUUUAUGGUAGACAAGUUCCGCGAGACGUUUGAGCUCCAGGAGCAAGCCAAGGAGAAGUGCCGCAUUCGGGUGAAGACGCUGCUGGACAGGGUGCGGCAGUUGGAGAAGGGCAGCUGGGAUAGAGCGGAUGCAGAGGAGGACAUGGGUGGUGCAGGCAAGCAGUAGAGACAGUCUGUAGCGUAGCGGUAAUGUUGAGGCAUGGUGUGA
Molecule: messenger RNA, 976 nt
Organism: Cucurbitaria berberidis CBS 394.84
Lineage: Eukaryota; Fungi; Ascomycota; Dothideomycetes; Pleosporales; Cucurbitariaceae
Exons: 5
Coding region: 86-934 (282 amino acids)
Molecular function (GO): fatty acyl-CoA hydrolase activity
Source: RefSeq, a predicted model, not a curated record